AUGCCUUCCGACAGCAAGCUAAAUAUACUCUAUGGAGUUCCAUCUGGAAAUCAAUCUGACCCCUCCCAGUUCGUUGUAUUACUGUGUGUUGAAGAUAUUCACCCACGAGACAAACCCUUUCGUGUAUUACUCGCGCAAACUAAGCUGACGUCGGCGCGGUGGCUGAUGGUAGCGAUAGUAAAUGGGAAAUGCCUUUACGCUCAUUCCCGUCAGCCACCGCCAAGUGUCAGCUUGGUUUUCACGAGUAAUAUUACGGCCCACGAACUUCUGGGUUUUACCUUUUCACCAAAUCGGACCACUUCUGCUGUCACUUUGCCAGCUACAACGAGACUUAACACGUCAGGAGAACGGUUCUUCGUUGAUAGGCAGCCCUCAUACCAUUUGGGUUGCUUACUCUUCUGGGACGAGAGGUGGACGGUAUGUGCGUACGUGGCUGGUCGCCCUGUGCACUUACCACUUUCUAGACCCCUUCUGCGUACAGUAUUCGCUAAUCUCACACGUCAGAUACCUCCAGAAAAAGCCGAUUGUAGAGUUGCCGGUUUCUGUGUGCUUUGCAUCAUUUGUGAAUAUAUAAAUGUUGAGACAGGGAAUUAUCUCACUGAGAAACUAGCUUGGCUUCAGACUUUGCUGUACGAGCUGCGGCUGGCGGCGUCGGACAACCUGAAGGAGAACUACACGACGGUGGUGAUCCACGUGAAGGACGUGAACGACAACCCGCCAGCGUUCGAGCGGCCGACCUACCGCACGCAGAUCACUGAGGAGGAUGACCGCAACCUGCCCAAGCGCGUCCUCCAGGUGACAGCCACUGAUGGGGACAGGGAUCGACCACAAAAUAUUGUGUACUUUUUGACGGGUCAAGGUAUUGACCCUGAUAAUCCAGCCAACAGCAAAUUUGACAUAAACAGGACAACUGGGGAAAUAUUUGUUCUCAAGCCCCUGGACAGAGACCAGCCAAAUGGGCGCCCUCAAUGGAGGUUUACAGUAUUUGCUCAAGAUGAGGGUGGUGAAGGUCUUGUUGGAUAUGCUGAUGUACAAGUCAACUUGAAAGACAUUAAUGACAAUGCACCAGUGUUCCCUCAGGGAAUUUAUUUUGGAAAUGUAACAGAAAAUGGAACUGCAGGAAUGGUUGUCAUGACAAUGACUGCAGUGGAUUAUGAUGACCCGAAUGAAGGAUCUAAUGCCAGGCUUAUAUACUCCAUUGAGAAGAAUGUUAUAGAAGAGGAAACUGGUUCUCCAAUAUUUGAAAUAGAAUCAGAGACUGGUGUAAUCAAGACAGCUGUAUGUUGUCUUGAUCGUGAACGAACUCCAGAUUAUUCCAUCCAGGUGGUGGCCAUGGAUGGAGGAGGGCUAAAAGGGACUGGAACAGCGUCCAUAAGAGUUAAAGAUAUAAAUGACAUGCCUCCGCAGUUCACAAAAGAUGAAUGGUUCACUGAAGUAGAUGAGACUGAUGAGACAAACCUUCCUGAGACUCCUAUUCUUACUGUGACUGUGCAUGAUGAAGAUGAAACAAAUAAAUUCCAGUAUAAGGUUCUUGAAAAUAGUGGCUAUGGUGCUGACAAAUUUACAAUGGUGAGGAAUAAUGAUGGAACAGGUUCACUGAAAAUUGUUCAACCACUUGAUUAUGAGGAUCAGAUGCAGAGCAAUGGUUUUAGGUUUAGAAUACAAGUCAAUGAUAAGGGUGAAGAUAAUGACAAUGAUAAAUACCAUGUGGCCUACUCAUGGGUUGUUGUCAGGUUAAGGGAUAUUAAUGACAAUAAACCUCAAUUUGAACGUCCCAAUAUUGAAGUUUCAGUGUAUGAAAAUGCUGAACUGGGAAAAAGUUUAGAAACCUUCAAGGCAACAGACCCAGACCAAGGAGGAAAGAGCAAAGUGAAAUAUGCAAUAGACCGCACUUCAGAUCGUAAACGACAGUUUGCCAUCAGUCAAGAUGGUAUUGUGUCAAUUCAGAGGAAUCUUGACAGAGAAGAAACACCACGACAUCAAGUUAAAGUUCUUGCAAUUGAUGAUGGCGUUCCCCCGAAGACAGCAACAGCUACGUUAACUGUAAUUGUUCAGGACAUAAAUGAUAAUGCCCCUACAUUCCUGAGAGAUUACAGACCUGUACUUCCUGAACAUGUUCCUCCCAGAAAAGUUGUAGAAAUACUGGCAACUGAUGACGAUGACAGGUCAAAGAGUAAUGGGCCUCCUUUUACAUUCCGGAUGGACCCCAAUGCAGAUGAUGUUAUACGAGCAUCCUUCAAAGUUGAACAUGAUCAGAAGGGUGCUAAUGGUGAUGGCAUGGCAGUUGUCUCAUCCCUUCGAUCAUUUGACCGAGAGCAACAGAAAGAAUAUUUGAUUCCAAUUGUAAUAAAGGAUUCUGGAAAUCCUGCCAUGUCAGGGACCAGCACACUAACUGUUGUCAUUGGAGAUGUUAAUGAUAACAAAAUGCAACCAGGCUCCAAAGAUAUAUUUGUAUAUAAUUAUAUGGGUCAAGCACCAGAUACAGAAAUUGGAAGGGUUUAUGUGUAUGAUCUGGAUGACUGGGAUUUACCAGAUAAAAAGUUUUACUGGGAAGGUGCUGAACAUCCAAGAUUUAAACUUAAUGGAGAUACCGGAAUGAUAACAAUGCGUCAUGGAACACAAGAUGGGAGGUAUAACUUGCGAUUCAAAGUAUAUGACAGAAAACACACUCAAACAGAUGUGCAGGCAAAUGUGACUGUGACUGUACGAGAAAUACCUCACGAAGCUGUUAUAAAUUCAGGGUCAGUUCGAAUUGCAGGAUUAUCAGAUGAAGAUUUUGUAAGAGUUUGGGAUUACAGAACACAGAGUCUUCAACGUAGCAAAGCUGAUCGUUUCCGCGAUAAACUUGCUGAGCUUCUGGAAACAGAAAGAGAAAAUGUAGAUGUUUUCAGUGUUCAGCUCCGUAAAAAGCAUCCACCAAUUACAGACAUCAGAUUUUCUGCACAUGGAUCACCUUAUUACAAGCCUGUGAGACUGAAUGGCCUAGUUCUAAUGCACAGAGAAGAGAUUGAGAAGGAUGUUGGAAUCAAUAUAACUAUGGUUGGUAUAGACGAGUGCCUUUAUGAAAAUGUUAUGUGUGAAGGGAGUUGUACAAAUGUGUUGGAUAUUAGUAACCUUCCUUACAUGGUUAAUGCUAAUAAAACAUCACUAGUUGGUGUUCGAGUAGAUGUUAUAGCUGAAUGCACAUGUGGUGCCCGAAAUUUUACCAAAGGAGAAAAUUGCCGGACAAGCCCUUGCUACAAUGGUGGUCGUUGCAUGGAGCGUAAAUAUGGACUGAGUUGCUCUUGUCCCAGUGGUUACAAUGGACCAAGAUGUCAGCAGACUUCACGUAGUUUCAGGGGGAAUGGUUGGGCAUGGUAUCCUCCACUUGAAAUGUGUGACAAUUCCCAUCUGAGUCUUGAAUUUAUUACUAAGAAAAAAGAUGGGAUGCUGUUGUAUAACGGACCAAUAGUGCCUCCUGAGACUAAUGAAGUUUUAGUGUCAGAUUUUAUUUCACUGGAGCUUGAAGGUGGAAUGCCAAAGCUGUUCAUUAAUUUUGGUUCAGGAACAUUGGAGUUGAGAGUUAAAACAAAAAAGACAUUAGAUGAUGGAGAAUGGCAUAAUAUUGAUAUUUUCUGGGAUACAGAGAAUGUACGUUUGGUGGUGGAUUACUGCAAAUCAGCUGACGUAGUAGAGUUGGAGGAUGGGACACCACCAGAAUUUGAUGAUUCUAGCUGCCAAGCACAUGGAACAGUGCCACAAUUCAAUGAGUACCUAAAUGUCAAUGCUCCUUUACAGAUUGGAGGUUGGUAUGUGCAAAAUUUUGAAGCAGAACUAUAUGAAUGGACAACAUUACCAUCAGGCAAAGGUUUCGAUGGAUGUAUCAAAAAUGUGUUUCACAACAGUAAGCUGUAUGAUCUAGCACACCCAGGACUCUUUCGGAACAGUGUCGCAGGCUGUCCUCAAACAGAAGCACUAUGUGAAGCACAAGAUGCAACUGCUCGUUGCUGGGAACAUGGUUCUUGUGUGGGUAGCUUUUCACAAGCCCGCUGCAAAUGUGAACCAGGAUGGACAGGACCUAGCUGUACUGUUCCAACUAUACCUGCAACUUUCAGAACUCAGAGUUAUGUGAAAUAUGCUCUCUCUUUUGAGCCUGACCGUUUCACCACACAGGUGCAGUUACGGUUUCGCACUAGAGAGGAACGUGGUGAACUAUUCAGAGUUAGUGAUCAGCACAAUCGGGAGUAUGGUAUCCUCGAGAUAAAAGACAGUCGACUUCACUUCCGAUAUAACCUUAAUAGUCUGCGGACAGAAGAAAGGGAUAUCUGGCUAAGUGCAGUCACAGUGGAUGAUGGGCAAUGGCACACAGCGAAGGUCUCCCGGUAUGGUUCAGCAGCUACACUUGAGCUUGAUGGUGGAGAAGGACGAAGAUACAAUGAAACAUUUAUAUUUGAAGGGCAUCAGUUACUUCUGGUGGACAAGCAAGAAGGUGUCUAUGCUGGUGGAAAAGCUGAAUACACAGGUGUACGAACAUUUGAGGUGUAUGAUGAUUAUCAGAAAGGUUGUUUGGAUGACAUUCGACUAGAAGGCAAGCAUCUUCCUCUUCCUCCAGCAAUGAAUGGAACACAGUGGGGACAAGCAACAAUGGCACGGAAUCUGGAACGUAAUUGUCCAUCAAAUAAUCCCUGUGCAAAUGUUUUGUGCCCAGAUCCAUUUGAGUGUGUUGACUUGUGGAAUGACUAUGAAUGCACCUGUGGUGAAGGGAAGAUUGUGGCCCCUGACCAGAAAGGUUGUGCUGAUAAGAAUGAGUGCUUGGAUAUGCCUUGUCAGAAUGGUGGCUCAUGCAUCAAUGAAGAGCCUAAACUUCGUUACCGUUGCUCAUGUCCUGAGGGCUUCUGGGGGGAAAACUGCGAGUUGGUGCAGGAAGGGAGGACGCUCAAGAUUAGCAUGGGGGCACUUGCAGCCUUCUUAGUCUGUCUUCUCAUCAUCCUUAUACUGGUACUUGUGUUUGUCGUAUACAAUCGCCGACGUGAAGCUCGUAUCAAGUAUCCUGAACCAGACGAUGAUGUGAGAGAAAAUAUUAUUAAUUAUGAUGACGAAGGUGGUGGUGAAGAUGAUAUGACAGCAUUUGACAUUACACCUCUUCAAAUACCAAUUGGUGGACCCAUUCCAGAGAUGCAACCAAAACUUACAUUUCCUCCACUGGGCCCAGAGCCAAACAUAGGAGUGUUUAUAGAGGAACAUAAGAAGAGAGCUGAUGCUGACCCAAAUGCUCCACCAUUUGAUGAUCUAAGAAAUUAUGCAUAUGAGGGUGGUGGAAGUACUGCAGGGUCCUUGUCUUCUUUAGCUUCUGGUACAGAUGAUAAUGAACAAGAUUUUGACUACCUCGGAGCCUGGGGCCCACGAUUUGACAAACUAGCAGACAUGUAUGGUCAGGAAGGGGAAGAAAGUGAGGAAGAUGAAGAACAAUUUGCAGCCCAUCAGCAUCAGCACAGCUCAUCACAUAUUGUACCACCAUAUUCUUGAUCAGCUGCCAAAAUGUCUCAUAGUUCUGGGAGUUAGCUAUCUUUAACAAGUCUGCCUUCCAGAGUCUCGGCAGAAAAGAAGGCUGUAGUUGUUUGGACACCUUCACUGGCACAAGACUAAUCUUAUAGAAGUCCCCUUUCCUGAGUAUCAAGCACAUAAAAGUAAGAUGUGGCUAGGUAUGCCACAGUUAGUUGCCCUCUAUGUCAGUUACUUGCUGUUAACUCCAAGUGUUCUUGAGAUUGCUGAAUGUUGUGUGUGUGCUGGAACUCCAUCACAAUAUUUCGGUAUUCUGAGUAGGACUGCAAAAGACAUCUACUCCCAGGAUGUUUUCAAGACUGUUACAUUUGUGUUAAGUCAGUGCAAUAUAGUUUGUAGAUGUUAUACAUGACUUUUAACUUCAUGUUUUUAAGGCACAUUCUUAACAUGCAAUGAAGUCUCAGAUUGUUUUGCAUGUUCCUAGGAUAGCAUUCUGCUCACUAUGCAGAUUUAAAAAGGAGAACUGAUGUGGUAUGUGGGCAAAAUCAGUGACUUGAAUGUGGUGGAUUACUGCUAAAAACAUGUAAGAGCUACAGAAUGCUGCAACUUACAAUACAAUACAGUACAGGUCAUCUGCUUCCUAAAAAAUGCUGCUUUUGAAAUAUGUGGAAAUUGCUGACAGGACUUUCAGUACGCACCUUCACAACAAGGCAGUGACCCACCACUACCUUUAUAGUAAACCUUGUUAACCAAGGAAAUUAGAAUAGUGUGAGCCAUUAGGCUCUCUCACAGUAUUCAGCGAGGCAUUUUGUAAUACGGCCUACAGGUUACAAUUUUUUUUUUUUUUAAUUCAUACUGUUUGCCCCAGGAUCAAAUCAUGCAUUUAAAAUUUAAGACUCAGGUGAAGCUUAAUGCAGAUGUCUCAUUAAUUCCUGUAAUACAAAAUUUUCUGUUACUCUACACACAAUGGAUGUAAUGGAAAAUGAUAACUUGAUAGUACAAUAUUACAGUUUGAUUUUUUCUUUCUGUAAAGUCUUCGAAUGGCAAUGUGUGAGUUCGUGGAAGAAGUUACCACUAAAAUGAAAAUAUUCAUUUUAAAAAUUAAUUUUAUUGCUAAAAAGUGUGUGGAUUAUGUGACAAAGUGCUUAUUUUAUCUGAUCAGCUAUGAGUACGAGUGAUUCAUUACAUAAAAGAGACAAUUACAUCUCAUGGACUCAUUUAAACAAGAAAUGACUGCAGAGACAAAGACUCAAAGAAAUCAAUAAUGUAAUUUGCUGCCACUUUUCAGUGAGUGGGAAAAUGAUUAAGGUACUAUAAAUUCUAGUCACUUUACCUGAGAAUUUGAACUGCGAUCAUGGGCGCUGAACUUACUCAUAAUUUUAUACUGAUCCAGUGCUCUAAACAUAAUCUUUGUGCACAGUUCAUUUCAUGCCAGUGCAACAGUUCUGUGACUAUUCACAUCAACUACUCCUGACUGUAUGAGUAUCAGCUUUGUGCAAAGUGUUUAUAUACUGACAGUUUUAGUGUUUUAUCUGAGGUACACUCUGAACAAGAAAGCAGCAAGAAGAAAUCCUGUGCCUCUACAGUGCAAGAAAUUUUUCUGAACACAACUGUCAUCUUUCAAAACAGUAAUAUUUGUGAACUUAUUUGAUUGUACCUUCUAGCAAAUGAGUUCUAGGACUGACAAUCAUGUACGUGCUAUUUAAUACAUUUUGUUUUGUGCUGUGAAACCAGAUUCUUUUCUGUAGUAGUGUCAUUUUUCAUAUUUUGCUUGAAUCUAUCCAAGUGUUACAUACACGUGUUUAAGUUUUGUUUUGUACUAACUAAUAAAUAUUUUUGUGAGGUUUGGAUAAUGUUACUCCACAUUUGCAGUUAACAUUACAGCAGAACUGUGAUAACAGGAUGAAACUAACAACACUUUAGUGUGGAAUUUUGCAUUAUAGGUAACCUCUAAACCAACUAAUUUUUAUAACAUUUUUCUUGUUGCUGCAUUAAUAGAAUGAGUGCAUCCCUGGAAAGAUUAAUAUUACUCAGUGUGUUACUGGUAUUAGUUAUCUGUGUUAGUCUCAAGAUGUUUCACGCAUUUAUCUUUUGUUUGACAAUUCAUUUUACUAUUGUAGAUUUCUGAGCUGAAGUAAAAAGUAUUUUUCAAAAUGUGUCAUUUAGUCUCUCAUUACAGGGAAAAUAACUCAAGGACCACAAAGUUUGUUAUAAAAAUGGUUUAUACCUAUUACAAAAACUAACUCUGCACCCAGGUCCUGAAGAUCAAGUACACCUCGUAAAAAGAAGGAUAUUUAUGUUUCAGGAACAUGAAAACAUAAGUAGCAGCAACUUAUUUUUUGAAAGGUUAUUACCUUCAUGAUAUCUGCUCAGAAAGUGUGCAACCUAUGGCAGUGUGAUUAAUUAAUGGAUAACAGAUCUACUGAAAAAAAGGCAUGGUACUUAAAAUGAUAGCAAUAAAAAUAAUCAAAGAAUGAUCUUUUGAUGCACCUUCAACAGAGAUAAAUAGCAGCAUGUUCAUCAAACUAUUAUAAUAACAUAGAAAAGUUAGGUUUGAAGGCAAAAAAUAUGGAAGUUUUGUAACAAUUGAUGGAUGACACUGACUCAGUUUAUUUUUAAAUACCCAAAAUGGAAAAAAAAUGAUUGAAGAAAGUAGGGGUAUUAAUGUUUUGGAAAUGCUUACAGUACUUAUAAAAAUGUUUUUGAGAAUUUGUAUAAAUUGAUUUUCAACAGUUAUUAAGAUUAUCAUUUAGCUAUAUAGAAAAUGGUUUCACUGCACAUCAACUUAAUAAAAUGAGAUUCAAUAUGUGUUUGAUUCAACCCUCUUUGAAUACAGCAUACUGAAGUACCUGUAUAAAGUACGUAAUGGAAUUACCAAAAAAUGUAUGUAGCUGAUUUAUGGUGACAAAGAUUCGUUUCCUUAUGAUGAAUCAGAAGCUCUGAAUGUUUAAGAUAAUACAUCAGCCCUGCAGCUGUAAACAGAGCUUUGGGGAAUUGUGAAACAUUUGUUUUAUAUAUAUGUAUUUCUCAGCUUUGUGGAAGUCAUGACAAAAUCUUCAAAGGUUGACUAUAGAUAAAAUAAACCCCAAAAAUGUUUUCAUCACAGUUUUGAAAAGUCGUGAAAAAUCAUGAUUGUUCAUCUUGUCUCUUCAAAUGAAUUUAUAUAUGCAGAACAUAAUCAUGCCUUAUAUGGCAGUUUCUAAAUUUGAAAUAACCAACAUCAGAAAUAAAGCUUGGCAAUAUGUGAGACAGGAAAGAUGUAUGUACCCAUCCAACAGUGAAACAAUAACAUUCAGAGCAGUGUUGACAAGAGACAGAAAUUAAUAAUCAGUAAUAAGAUCUCAAGGCUCCAGAAUUUCAGUAGUAAUUCUUUUGUCUGGAAGGAAAGCUGUGCAAGAAAUGCUGAACGAAAACAUGCAAGAAUCUGACCCAAGUUCAUUUUAUUUCAUUUCCUCCUCAACCCCCUUCCCUCACACUCAGCCCUGCAAGUGACGUGCAGUGGUAAGAUAUUGGACAUAUCCAGGAGGAUGGCAGCUCAAUGUCUGGCCAUUUACAUUUAGGCUUUCCAUGCUUUCUCUAGAUCUUUUACGGCAGAUGCCAGGACAGUUCCUUUGCAAAGAAUGCAGCCGAUAUCCUUCCCUAUAUUUCCCCAACGUGUUCUUAUACCCUUAUCUUUAAUGUCUCAUCAUCAAUGAGAUAUUAAACCCUAACCUCCCUUCUUUGGUUUUUCAUUCUCAUUUACAACUUGUACUUUCUUUACAGUUUUUAGCUAUUAUCUUUGGAUUCUCUUUUAGCCACAUCUUAUUUAUUAAUGUUUUGGGAAGUUACUCCAUCACAUUAUUACUUCUGAUAAUAUGCACAUUGAUUCUCACUAUUAAUUUACAGUAACUUCUCCAGCCAUCACUCACAUAUACACAUCUAAUUUACCAUUUACGUAUUCAUCAUUCACAUUUUCUUGCCAGGAAGGAUAAUAUUCAUAGUGUUUUAAAAGUGUGGAAGCAGUAUCUGUUUUCUCCUCUGGUAUGAUUUGGUGGUUGUCAUUUCUGCUUAGAAUGUUCCUUUUUCGGUGCUGAGUAAGUAAGGACUGAGCUUUUACCUCAUAGUUGUAUGCCAGUGUUUAUUUACUCUCCUUCCACCUUGUUGCUGUGAGACACUCUUUCUCCAAAAAAUUGAGUGAAUUUGCAUUUGAUCAGUGAUUGUCUCUCUCUCAUAACAUUCACAGUGCGAGAGGCAUUUAUAAGCUCUCGCUGAUUCAAACUGUGAUGGUUAUGUGUCUUAUUUUGUUGAAUCCCAAAUUCUUAUCUUGAUUCAUCAGCUUAAUGUUGUUUCGUUUUGCAUUCCUUAAAUCAUUGUAAAAGUUGCUACAUCACAGAGGCCACUACCAGAUGUUUUUUCUGAGCUUUUGAGAGUAUAAUGAAAGUAUUUCAUCCAUUUCUAUCUCAGAACAUGACAUCACAAUGUAAAUUAUGCCUCUCAGGAACUACAUAACAUUUGUUAAAGAAAUUUUUGUGCUUUUGUGGUAAUGUGCAUACUUUUCUUAGCAUGAAUUUGCAUGUUAUUUCUGUGUGACACGUGUAGUGUCAGAAAGCCUAUUCAAUAAUUUAAACAUUUAUUUCUCUUCUGUAAAUGUAUAGUCAACUUACAUUCCAAAGCCAUUCAUGGUGUACAGUGGAAAUAUGUGAAGGGCACGUUUUUCUCAUGGUAUGAUCCUGCUGGUGGAUGUGGUUGGAUUUUGACUUCUAGUCAUUCAGACUCGAAUGCUCGAUCAUGAACUGACCAUAAAACUGCUACACAAAGAAUGAAAAUUUUCUCAUAAUUGUAGUGUAACAGGCACAUUUUGGUUCAUGUAUCUAACAGUGGUUGGUUUUAUAAGUUUUAGUCAGAAUAAAAUUGUACAAGUCAUGGAGUUUUGGAUGCCUUAAAGUAAAACUAUAUUUGGAAACAAAAGUUUCAAAAUUGUAUGAUACUGAUUUUCAGAAAGAGAGGAAUAUUUAACAAAAAGACCAUACACCUGUUGAUGAUGUUGAACCUAAAUUAAAUUCGGCAUUGGUAAAUUAUCUAUAUCACUGUUUUAUUUUUAUUUCAACAGUUAAGCUAAAACUGUAAAGAGCUGAAAAUAUUGGAUUUACCGUGAUCUUUUGAUACUUUCUGUACUCUGUUUUGUUAUCUAAAUAAAUAGUGGUGAUGAUACGUCCAA
Schistocerca piceifrons (Central American locust) is the source of this 10678-nucleotide messenger RNA. RefSeq names its product neural-cadherin-like. Gene Ontology annotation, biological process: homophilic cell-cell adhesion. Gene Ontology annotation, molecular function: calcium ion binding; cadherin binding. The transcript has 31 exons. The record is from RefSeq and is a predicted model, not a curated record. NCBI's taxonomy places the organism in Eukaryota, Metazoa, Arthropoda, Insecta, Orthoptera, Acrididae. Gene Ontology annotation, cellular component: catenin complex; plasma membrane. The coding region runs from base 1 to 5505 and encodes 1834 amino acids.